AUGCAGCUUAGAAACAGAGAUAGUUAUAAUAAGAUUAUGGAAGCUAGUUAGUAACAACCUGCUCAUAUUCAUAAAAAGAAUAAAUUGUUCUCAUCUUUGGUGGAGUUGUUUGGUAAUGAGCAAGGACAGUAAAUAUACGAACAAGCAAGAUAACAUAAAAUUAAAUAUAUUGAAGAAAUAGAAGAAAAAGGAUAUGAAAUAGUUUGCGUUGAUGGACAGAUGAUCUUAAAAAGAAAAUAAGAGAUUUAGAAUAAUAGGGAAAAAGAUUAACUUGAAUAGUAUUAAUAUGAAGACUCGUUUGGUUAAAAUAUAAAUAAAUAUAAAGAAUAAAUUUAUUAUGACAUGUUUUUGAAUAAAGCUCAGGAAUUUGACAAUAAAAAUAAGGUAAAGAGAAAGCGAAACAGGUAGAAAAAACUAUCGAAUAGUUUAAUAAAUGGGGAAAUAUCUGAUAUGAAACAAACAAAAUAAGCAAAUUCUAGUAGAGAUCAUAGUAAUUCACUUGAAAGAAAGUAUUAAAAUAAUUUAUAACAAAAAUCUAUGAGAAGAAAUAAUCAAAAUUAUCUCAGUAGUUUUGAUGAAAAUAUUUAACUUAAAAAAUAUGAAUAAAUAAAUUAAACUCCAUUAAUAUCAUCGUUUGAUGAUGAGAAAUCUAUAUUAAAUAGCUCAGAUGAAGAUAGCAAAAGAAAUUAUCAAUAAUCAUACUAUUAAAGUAAUUAAACUUAUUAAUUGUCUGAGAAAAAUUAUCUAUCUAAUGAAGACAAAGAUAUUAAAAUCUCUCAGUUCGGAAGUGCAAGAAGUAAUAUCUUAAAAAAAUACUAAUCUUCUAAAAGUUCAUUUACAUUAAGCAAUCAUAGUUCAUCUGAAGAAGAAUUAGAUAUCUACAAAGACCAAAAAAAUAUUAAAACUAAAAAUCUGAACAUAAAAAGCAAAGAUUGCUCUGAUAACAAUCAUAAUUGUUCUAAAAGUUCUCAAAAUUAAUCAUAAAAGGAUUAAGUUAAUUAUUUUACUCAUUUUUAGUAGAUAAAUCAAAAUAUUUUGUCACCUACUAAAUAAUAGAAAUAAAAUAUUGAAUUUAAUUAAAAAUAAAUGUUAUUGCCUUGUUAAUUAACAGAUAUUUAGAAUACCUCUAGUAAAGAAAUUUAAAUUAAUGAGUAUUAAAAUAAUGAACUUCAACAGAAAAUAGAAAAAAAUAAUGAUUUAGAUUUAGAAAAGCAAUCUCAUAUUUAUAAGAAAUAGAAUAAGAAAAUGAAAAAAAUUAAUCAAAAUGAGUUUAUAUUGGAUUAAGACAAAUAAAAAGAUUAACAUGAUUAAAAUAAUAAAAAACCUUUAAGUUAAUUAAAUGAUUUAAAUUAAAAAGAAAUAAAUGAUGCUAAUUUGUUUGAAAAUCAUUCUUUUUAACAAUAAAAUGAAUUUAAUAGUCUAAAUAAGUAUAAUUCUAUUUAAAAUAAUACAGAUAAUACUAAAUUGAAUUAAGAUUCAUUAUUUGAAUCCUUUAUUUUUUAAAAGAAAAAUUUAACAAGAAAUAUGUAUAAAAAACUCAAAAACAGUUUUUUUGCAAGUUAAAAUGUGGCACCUUUUGAAUAUAGCUGUUUAGAUGGUAAUGAUACAAAUGAGAAACCAAAAUAACCACAAGCUACUGAAUAGGUAGACUAAAGUACCACAAUAUUUAACGAUUUUGAGGGUAAAAUAAAAAAUUAAGAAAUUUAACCAAUAAAAACAUAGAAUAAAAAACAGAAAAAUUAAAGAUCUUCUUAACAAACUUUUCAUAGGCAUAAUGAAUUAACUGAUUCUAAUUAUUUAAAUUUAAAUACUUAAGAAAUAGAGUCCAAUUAAAAUGAUUAGUAAAAAUAAUUUAAUUAACUUUAAAGUAGCUCUAUUAAUGUAACAAAUAAAAAAAAUUAAAAAAAAUAAAAAAAUAAAAGGAAUUCAUCUACAAGCUAAGUUGAUAGCAAUUAAGAAUUAGAUUAACAAUCUAUUUAAAAAAGAUCUGUUUCAAGAAAUUAAAAUAGAUUAAAUUUAUUUUCAAACUAAAAUUCUGAAAAAAAAUUAGGUGAAUAGUAGUACUUAAGUAGUGUUUAGACUAUUUCUCAAAGCAGUGAUAGUGAUUUCAGCGAUGAAAGUUGGUGUAAAGUUUAAUAGAAGAAUAAGAAGGGAAACAAAAAAAAAUGUAAAAUAAAUAAAUCUCUUGAAAUACUAAGCUAAUAAGAAUCAGCUAAAAUCAAGUAGAGAAAAGCUGAAAAAUAAAAAAAAUUAAAAAAUUUGAAUGAAAGUAAGCUUUUGUAAGAUCAUUAAAAAAUCAAUACAUUACCUUAAUUAGAAGAGGUAGAAGAUGAAAGCUAAAAAAUUGACUUUGAUAGUAAUUCAAAUAUUUUUCAAUAUUUUGACAAUAUUUUUAAUGAGCUUUAGAUUGAAUUUUUAAAUAAAAAGAAUCAAUAAAGUACAUAAGAAAUAAUUCCUAUUACUCACUCUCCUUCCUCGUAAAAGCAUUAAAUAUCAAAUUAAAAAUCAAAUGAUUGUGAUCUAUACUCCCCAAUAAAAAAGCUAACUAAUUAUAAUAGACCUAUCCCUAAAAAGCUAAAAUCAAAAAUACUACGUAAACAUCCUUAAAUCAAUCUUGCGCUCAGAUAAUCACAACCAUUUAAAUGUUUAAUUUAAUUUAAUAAACCUCUUCAAGUAUAUAACGCUUCUUAAUGGUUUUAAAUCGAUUGA
Messenger RNA from Tetrahymena thermophila SB210, 2709 nucleotides. RefSeq lists its product as hypothetical. Lineage: Eukaryota; Ciliophora; Oligohymenophorea; Hymenostomatida; Tetrahymenidae. The record is from RefSeq and is a predicted model, not a curated record. The transcript has 2 exons.